AGCAAACCCCGAAAAUGCGAUCCUCGGCUCACAAAUGUUCAAUCAACCAGUAGCACUGUCCAGAAGUGGUCGCCGAAAAUGUUCCUGCUUACGAUAGGCCUGCUCGGGCUUGUUCUUUACCUUGGACUUCGGUACAUCUUCUCACACUGGGAUCGCCACCAACUGCCAUCCAUCAAACCGGAAGUGCCGUACGGAAAUCUACGGGACGUGGCCAAACGUCGCCAGAGUUUCGGUGUACUCAUCAGUGACCUGUACUGGAAGUCCACGGAACAACUGCUCGGAAUCUACCUGUUCUUCCAGCCAGCGAUCCUCGUCCGGGAUGCCCACCUAGCUAAGCAGAUCAUGGUCACGGACUUCGGAAGCUUCCACGAUCGGGGAGUGUACAACGAUGAGAAGACCUUUUCGUCAAACGUGUUUUCGUUGCCCUUGAAGCCGUGGAAGCCGCUGCGGCAAAAGUUGGCACCGAACUUCAGCACGGGCAGGCUCCGAAGUAUCAUACCUACCAUAUUGGAUGCCGGAAAGAAGCUGGAACAUUAUCUGGAUCGUUCGGCGGACAAGGAAGAGGUUGUGGAGCUACGUGAAGUUGUCACGCGAUACGUGCUUGACAUAAUAGGUUUGGUGAUGUUUGACUUGAAAGUGGACACGUUGAACAACCCGGAACAUCCGUUCUGCCUCGUUGGCCAAGAGAUCUUGCGAAAUAGCUUCUCGAACAAUCUACGCACCGCUGCCACGUUUGUCUGUCCGGGAAUUUACAAAAUAACAAACAUUUCGUCAAUUUCGCCAAUUGUCGAAACCUUCAUGAUUGACCUGUUCACGCGACAGAAGGAGAUUCGCGAGAAGAGCAGCUUGAGCAAGAAAGACUUCAUUCAGUCGCUGAUUGAUCUACACAGCGAAGAUCGCGAUCAAAACAGAGAAGCUUUGAACACAUUGGAGUGUGGUUCAAAUAUGUUUGUAUUCUACAUCGCGGGGUCAGAAACGAGCAGUGGAACCACGAUCUUUACGCUUCACGAACUCACGCAUCAUCCAGAGGUUAUGACGAAGCUGGUUAAGGAGAUUGACGAGACACUCGAACGUUCCGGUGGGCUAAUUGAUUAUGACGUCAUCAAAGGAAUGCAAUAUCUGGACGUUUGCGUGAAGGAAACGUUGCGUAAAUAUCCGGGCUUGCCAAUUUUGAACCGCAAGUGCACCCAGGACUAUCAAGUUCCCAACUCCAAGACGGUCAUCCGAAAAGGAACUCAGCUGAUCAUUCCACUGCUAGGGUUCGCCAUGGACGAACGUUACUUCCCGGAACCGGAGAAGUACAGUCCGGAGCGGUUUCUCGAAGCGAGCAAAAACUACGUUGACGAUGCGUAUGCGCCAUUCGGGGACGGCCCACGUCAGUGUAUUGCUACUCAAAUGGGCAUUACCGUUGUCAAAGUCACGCUGGUCAUGCUACUGUCCAAGUUCAAUUUUGAAGCGACGCAAGGACCGAAGAUUAAGUUUGCGGCGGCUUCAGUUCCGUUGAGGCCGGAUGGUGGAAUCAAGCUGAAGAUAUCGCGGAGAAUUGUCGCCGCUAAGUGAUAUUUUUAAUGAUAAGUCUAUUUACAUGUUUCGAUCAAAAAGCGGAAAUAAAUUAUUAAAAUUAA
Messenger RNA from Culex pipiens pallens (northern house mosquito), 1625 nucleotides. Its product is annotated as cytochrome P450 6d3-like. The transcript is spliced from 2 exons. Bases 79 to 1560 code for a protein of 493 amino acids. Gene Ontology annotation, molecular function: monooxygenase activity; heme binding; oxidoreductase activity, acting on paired donors, with incorporation or reduction of molecular oxygen. The record is from RefSeq and is a predicted model, not a curated record. NCBI's taxonomy places the organism in Eukaryota, Metazoa, Arthropoda, Insecta, Diptera, Culicidae.